Molecule: messenger RNA, 1463 nt
Organism: Symsagittifera roscoffensis
Lineage: Eukaryota; Metazoa; Xenacoelomorpha; Acoela; Convolutidae
Exons: 2
Coding region: 162-1241 (359 amino acids)
Cellular component (GO): plasma membrane
Source: RefSeq, a predicted model, not a curated record
AAUAAUUUUCAUUCGAUGGUAAAAGUUCAGAAGUUCGUGACAUUUGUUAUUCUGAAGGUAAUCUUGCAGUACUAAAAAUUAAAACUAUUGUCUAUAUUUUUACUUAAAGUUUGUAAUUCAUUUUAUAAAACGACGCAAAUUUUUUUGUGACAUUAAGAAAAAUGGUAAAUUUUGGCGCUAUCGACGUUAUCAAUGGAUUUGUUGGCGGACUUCUGCUUGGUAUCAGUUCAACCUUGAAUCUUCUACUUUUUGGAGCCCUCACUGGAGUGAGUGGGUUCGUUUCGACUUCUUUGACCCUUCGGCUCAGAUCUGGUCUUAUCUGGAAGUUGACCUUCCUUAUCGGAAUGAUGUCUGCUUUUCUCAUAUUUGCUCUUGUAUUUAACACGAGAGAACUUGAAGUGGCUUCCCGGACUGUGGAGUUGUAUGAUCCCGAUUGGUCGUCCCCGAAUGCGUUUCGACUUCUGAUUGGUGGGUUUCUAGUCGGCUUCGGGACCCGAUUAGGCAAUGGGUGCACGAGUGGACAUGGCAUCUCGGGUCUUCCACGACUUUCACUUCGCUCUUUUGUGGCUGUCGGCUGUUUUUUCGGAAUGGCUCUCGUGACAGCGAAUAUUCUUCAUCACACUGACUUUUUUGAGUUACAGCGACUAGAAGAAGCCCGCGAAUCAUUCGAACGAGAAACAACCUCACUUGUAGUGGGGGUCACUCUAGCUAUAAUUAUCGCAAUCAUGAUUGCCGCGUGGAUCAUCAGCUUCGUAGUUGAAGGAGCUGAACACCUUGCACGUGAACUUAUACAUAACGUCAUCAAAUUCUCUCUCGGUUUUGUAUUCGGAAUGGGUUUAUCUCUUUCGGGAAUGUCGCGACCCUCGAAAGUGCGGAACUUUCUCGUCUUUGACAAAAACUGGGACAUUACGCUAAUGAUGGUUCUUAUAGGCGCCAUUGGGUUCAACCUGAUAUCUUUUCAAUUGAUUCUCAGAAAGAAAAAGGAAAAACCAAUUUUGGCCGAUGAAUACCACUUGCCAUGUAAUAAUACGAAAUUGGACUGGAAACUAUUUGCGGGUACUAUUAUUUUUGGAAUUGGCUGGGGAACUUGUUUCUUCUGCCCUGGACCUGCCCUCCUGGCGGCCCUGACCACAAGUGCAGGAGCAUUCUGCAUGAUCUUCACUGUUAUCGGAAUGUACGCGUUCGAACUAUUUAAUUUUGUACUUGAGAAGGUGAAUAAAAAAAAUAAAGAGGAAAAAUAAACGAAAUGUCGAGUCAAAAUGGCAAACAGUUGAUUUGUAGAAAUAGAAUUUUGUUCGUAAAUUUAAAUUUAUUUUGAAGUUAAGAUCUGUUUCAGAUGUUUUCAGAUCUGCAAUAACCAUGAAAAACAAUAGAUCUGAAAUAACCCAUUCUUGAAAAACCCAAUCGUUAAUUUAACUUUUUAUAACCCAUUUAAGAUCGAAACUUUAGAUUGUUUAUUCUAU